This is a messenger RNA of Sus scrofa (pig), 1974 nucleotides long. RefSeq names its product CD177 molecule (gene CD177). Gene Ontology annotation, biological process: regulation of integrin-mediated signaling pathway; positive regulation of neutrophil degranulation; leukocyte cell-cell adhesion. The record is from RefSeq and is a predicted model, not a curated record. Lineage: Eukaryota; Metazoa; Chordata; Mammalia; Artiodactyla; Suidae. Gene Ontology annotation, cellular component: plasma membrane raft.
AAACAGGGUGGGGACCCACAAAGCUGGCCUCAGGAGGGAAGAGGGCUGUGGGGAUCUGGACCAGUGAACCCUGGGAGCCAGGGUGCCUCAAUCUCUAACUGUUGAGGGGAUUUGGGCCCAGGACUCCAGGCUCUGAGGGAGGAGGGGCUGGGGGACUGGACUCCUAGGUCUGAGGGAGGAGAAGGGAACAAGGGCUUGGGCUCCUGGGUCUGGGGAAGGAGGGAGGACCAGAUCCCUCUGCCUUUCGGCUGCUGAGAUUCAGAGGGUGGGCCCAGAACUCAUUUAGCAAGACCCUGCCCAUCCCACCCCUUUCCUGGGCUGCCUCAGGUGAGGCGAGAUAUAAAAGGGCUCAGUUUCUCUGGGAGAAGGAGCAGGAGCAAGAGUUCCAGUGCCCUCAUUAUGAGCCCUGCCCUGCUGCUGGCCCUCCUGGUCGUCACCCUCACCCUGCCUCGAGUGCAGACCCUGACCUGCUUCUGGGGGUCACUGAUGGAGGUGAGGAAUGCAUCAGAACUGCCCCUCCAGUGGACAACGGGCCAGAAGAACUGUGAGGAUGGCUGGGGCUGCCAGGAACUGCUGAUGCUCAUUGAGAAUGGACCCCAUGUGAACGUGGUGAUCAUCAAGGGCUGUACCCAGGAGGCCAACCAGGAGGCCCGAGUCACCCACCACAGGACAGACCCCGGCCUCUCCAUCGCCUCCUAUACCCAUGUAUGCCGGGAAAACUUGUGCAACAGUCUGUCCACCAGCCUCCCUCUCUGGACCAUGCCCCCAACCACAGGCCUGGGGUCUCUGCGGUGUCCAGUCUGCUUAUCUGCAGAAGGCUGUCUGUCUGCACCAGAGCUGACCUGCCCUGCCGGGAGCACACACUGCUACAAUGGGGCCCUCUUGCUCAGCCGGGGGGGCCUCUCCACCCGUCUGAAAGUCCAGGGAUGCAUGACCCAAGCAGGCUGCAACCUGCUUAAUGGGACUCGGGAAAUUGGGCCCAUCUCUCUGAGGGAGACCUGUGAUCCUAAAGAUUUUCUGAUCUGUCAUCGGGGGGUCAUGUUGACAGCUUCUCAAAACCUGACUCAGAAACCUAAAGAAUGGACCACAAGUGCGGAGCAGCUGUGUGAUCUCGGGGAGGUGUGUCAGGAGACGCUUCUGCUCAUACAUGCAGGACACAGAUCACUCCUCCUGGCAAGCAAAGGCUGCAGCAAGGCCAGGACACAGGCACCCCAGGCCAUCUCCAUACACUCAAGGCCCCCCGGAGUACUCGUUGCGUCCUAUGCCCAUUUCUGCUCCUUUGACAAGUGCAACUCAGCCAGCAGCAGCAGCGUCCUGUUGAACUCCCUUCCUCGUCUAGCUGCCCCUGCUCCAGGACACCUACGGUGUCCCACCUGUGUGGGAAUAUUUGGAUCCUGCUCACCUGAUAUUGUGACCUGUCCUGAGGGUACCAGUCAUUGUUACAACGGUCACAUUGCUAUCCAAGGAGGUGGGCUAAGCUCUUCAUCAAACAUCCAAGGCUGUGUGGCCAAACCUUCCAGCUCCUUAUUGAACCAUACCCGGAAUAUUGGGGUCUUUGCUGUGACCGAGAACAGCAAUCGCAGGGAUGAGGGGGGUGAAGAUUUGAAUAAGCACAUACUCCAAAAUGGAGCUGCUCCUGCCCCCUACCUGGCUUGGAUGGUAUGGCUGGGGCUUUCCCUAGCCAUUUGGUGUGGGGGGCCCUCCCUCCUGAUCCCACUUCCCCUUGAUUCUCAGCCCUUGCUAACCCCUUAGCCCCAACCCUCCCUCCCUCUGACCUCAUAACUAAAGAGUCUUGCAUACUGAAUUACUUCUCAGUCCUCUCCACAAAUGAUCAUCCAUACACACCCCACAGACUAUAGUCCCUGAUGACAGCUCAUGGAAGGGCCUGGGAAUAGCUGAACUUGCUUUACAGGAGAGUGGACAUGCAAGCAGUGGCCACGUGUGGGAUAAUAAAGACAUUGUCCUUUCCCCAAA